Messenger RNA from Bombyx mori (domestic silkworm), 4477 nucleotides. It is a transcript of the gene Su(H), whose product is annotated as suppressor of hairless protein. Lineage: Eukaryota; Metazoa; Arthropoda; Insecta; Lepidoptera; Bombycidae. The transcript is spliced from 4 exons. Gene Ontology annotation, molecular function: DNA-binding transcription activator activity, RNA polymerase II-specific; RNA polymerase II cis-regulatory region sequence-specific DNA binding. The record is from RefSeq and is a predicted model, not a curated record. Gene Ontology annotation, cellular component: nucleus. Gene Ontology annotation, biological process: regulation of transcription by RNA polymerase II. The coding region runs from base 193 to 1665 and encodes 490 amino acids.
GAGCGACUUCCCAAUCGAUUUACAAAAGUGCCUCUAAUCAAGCAUCCAGUGCGACUGCUGUAGUGUGCUACAGAUCCUCUGUUAUGGAGAUGUAAUCAUGGUGCCUUGGAGAAGAGAUCACUCCACAUAGUUUUUCGAACAAUGCCGUUGAAGAUAUGAGGGUAGGCUGAUGGUGAUUUAGCCGUGGCUAGCAUGCCGCACCAGUACGGCGGCGGCGCGGGCGGUGCGUCGCCGCCAGCGCCGGUGGGCGCGUACCCUCGCUACGCCAGCGCAGCUGGUCCUGGCGCUGGCGCCUAUCGUCCCGAAGAACGACGUCUCACCCGUGAGGCCAUGGAGAGAUAUUUACGUGAUCGCUCUGAUAUGGUAGUUGUAAUUUUACAUGCAAAAGUAGCACAGAAAUCUUAUGGAAAUGAAAAACGUUUUUUUUGCCCGCCUCCAUGUAUAUACCUCUUUGGUGAUGGAUGGCGCCUCCGGCGAGAACGCAUGCUAAGAGAGGGAGAAACGGAACAGGCAGCUCAACUGUGUGCAUUCAUUGGGAUUGGUAAUUCAGACCAAGACAUGCAACAAUUGGAUCUCAACAAUGGUAAACAGUAUUGUGCUGCAAAAACCUUGUACAUAUCUGAUUCAGAUAAACGAAAACACUUUAUGCUAUCUGUAAAAAUGUUCUAUGGAAAUGGACAUGAUAUUGGUAUAUUCAACAGUAAAAGAAUUAAAGUAAUUUCAAAGCCUUCCAAAAAGAAGCAGUCAUUAAAAAAUGCUGACUUAUGUAUAGCUAGUGGAACAAAGGUAGCUCUAUUUAACAGACUAAGGUCACAGACAGUGUCAACCAGAUAUUUGCAUGUGGAAAAUGGUAAUUUUCAUGCAUCAUCUACCCAAUGGGGGGCAUUUACUAUUCAUCUACUGGAUGAUAAUGAGAGUGAGUCUGAAGAGUUUGCAGUGAGAGAUGGAUAUGUUCACUAUGGAUCUACAGUAAAACUAGUCUGUUCUGUGACUGGUAUGGCUUUACCAAGGCUUAUUAUUAGAAAGGUAGAUAAACAAAUGGCUUUACUAGAGGCUGAUGAUCCAGUAUCGCAGCUACACAAAUGUGCUUUUUAUAUGAAGGAUACGGAGAGAAUGUAUCUAUGCCUAUCCCAGGAACGAAUUAUACAGUUCCAGGCAACUCCAUGCCCUAAAGAACCCAAUAAGGAAAUGAUAAAUGAUGGAGCUUGCUGGACCAUAAUUUCGACUGAUAAGGCUGAAUACCAAUUUUAUGAAGGAAUGGGACCCGUUAGGUCACCAGUAACACCGGUACCCUUGGUGCACUCAUUAAAUCUCAACGGGGGUGGCGAUGUUGCCAUGUUAGAAUUGGCUGGAGAUAAUUUCACACCUUCCCUACAAGUGUGGUUUGGUGAUGUUGAAGCGGAAACAAUGUACAGAUGUGCUGAGUCCAUGCUGUGCGUAGUUCCAGAUAUAUCACAAUUCAGAGGGCAGUGGCUGUGGGUCCGGCAGCCUACGCAGGUUCCUGUAUCAUUAGUUCGCAACGACGGUAUAAUAUACGCAACGGGGUUGACGUUCACGUACACGCCGGAGCCGGCGCCGCGGCCGGUGUGCCCGCCGGUCGAUGACGUCAUGCGGCCGGACUCCGCCUGGCACGAUCACCGCCUGCCGGACAACACGCUGCAAUAGCACAACUCCUGCAGGCUGCUCCAGUCUGCAGUGAUACCCAAAGACUAUAGUCCGACUAGGUGAGUCAGAUCCUAGUACGCGUCAUCAGUGCCUCUUUUCUAUCGUACGAUCCAGUGUGCUUGGCGCGAGUUUUUUAACGUUCUCGAUAGCGUAAAAGUUAACUCAACUUAGUAUGCAGUUGUUACAGCACCUCUAGCGACAAACGUAGGCCCUACGUUCUAAUUCCAUACAAAUUUGACUUAACUUUUUCGCUAUCGAGAACGUUAAAAAACUCACAUUAAGCACACUGAGGUCUUCAUUGUUUUCGUACGAAUAUCAAAAAGAUUUUGGUUUGUGUGAUUAUAUGAAGUUUUUUUUUUUCUUUUCAUACUCUGUCACGCGGUUUCUAUAACUCGUCCAAAAUGUUCGUAAGAUACUAUAGUUUAAUGUAAUUAAGUGAUGUCUGGAAAAGUUAGACGGUCUUAGAGUUUGCAGUGAAACGUCGUAUUGAAUAUGAUUACGAAGAUCAUGUUACAAUCGAUAUAAUAGAUCAUGUUUAUAAAAUGUCAAUAAUGGUUGCCUGAGUCAAUUGCUUCAAUUAUGAAAGGACGUAUGUAAAAAAGUAUAUUUAAUUGUAAGUAAUAUUUUAAUAUACAGGAUGUAAGGGAAUCACCCUCGAAGCCGAAAAUCGUGAUUCUUUAACAGAUUCGCAAUAACAAAAUUUAAAUAAUAUAAUUUCAUAAUCUGACAUUCCACGAGCCGGCAGUGUAAAACGUACAACACUAAGGAGUCAGUAAAGCUCAAAAGUUAUUUAACUAAAACUCGAUUUUUCCUAAAUUUAGGUUAACUAAAAUAUUAUUUAAUAGGUAGCGAAUAGUCAGUCGCUGUUAGUUGAAUUAUGGACGAUCGAAUUUUGUACGCUUAAUAUUGCUCGAACGGCUCAGUUGACUAAAAAUACUAAUUCGUGACAUUAUAUCGUUUCCUAACUUAUGUUAGAAGAGAAAAGAGAGGGUAGAAUUUCAUUGAGGACGUUUUCUGGCGGUUUCAAUGUCGUUGUUUGGAACUUAGUUUAUCUUAGAUAUUGGAUAGUUGGACGCACAUAUUUUCCCGGAAUUUAAUUUAAUUCGACGAUAAUAACCACAUUUUAGACUGUAACAUUCCGAAUUCUAAUUGAUUCUAAUGUAUUAUAGAUGAAUGAAUUACACUAAGAAUGAAUGUAUCAAAUAAUGAAUCAAAUGAAAUCAAAUCAAAUAAUAAUGAAUGAUCGAUUAUAGGAAAAUUUCUUUAAGUAAUUAAUCUAGAAAUUAUGAAUAAGCAUCGAGAUAUCAAGACCCCUGAGAAAGAAACAAAAAAAAUUUUUUUUGUAAAGUUAUGUAGAUUUAGCAAAUAAAUUAUUUUUCGGUUUUAUCAAAGUAUUAUAGUAGCUAUAUAUUUUAUAACCAUUGUUUCGGCUUCAGAAGCGGCUCCCUUACAGCCUGCGUAGACGAGAUUAUAACACCAAAUUAUUAUUAAGAAGGACUAUCGUGGGAAAAGUUUUUAUAUGAAUAUUAAAAUUUUAUUCGAAGAUAUGACGCAAAUAGAAUAGAUAACGUUGUUGGGGAUACUCAAAGUCGUAUUUGUGUAUACGAUUAAAAUUUUACGAUAAAAACUAUUGAGCGAAGAAAAAAAAAAGCAUUUGGAAUAUUGUUGCUAGAGCACGUUGCUUUUUAGAUUAAUCUGUUUAAUUUGUUUUCACGCAAAUGAAACCGGAUACGGUAGAAUAUUCUUAAAAAUGUAUUCACGUAUUUGGAUUAAAGAAAAUGUGUUUGAUCACUGGAAUCUAUCGGCUUUAUUUGAACUUGUAACAUUAAAUAAAUAUAAUAAAGUUACAAACUUUAGUAUUUUAUGUGACAUAAUCGUCAUGGUUCCUACGUACGUACAUAAUUACGUAUUUUUAAAAUCAUUUAAAGUACACGAAAUCUAUAUUAUUUAUAUUAUUAAUCUGGUUUUAAUCUGUCUAAACAGUUCGAUCUCUUUAUAAUUUUGUUUCGUCGGGGCCAAAUAGUUUUAAAAAAUCCAUGACAAGUCAUUAUGUUUUCUUUACGUUAGUUUUGGUAAAGGAAUUUAGACUCACUACCGAGAUUGAUUUAGGAUGUAAUUUAAAAAUUAAGUCCUAGUUAAAUAUAGGCUAGUUUCAACUGCAAGGAAAAGCCAAAUAAGUAAUUUAUAUCUCGGAAAAAUCUUAUUUUAUUCAUAGUACUAUACGUUCUAUCUGUAACAUUAUUUCUUGUCUCUGUUUGUUACUAUGAAAGUAAAACAGAUACAGAUUUUUUUUUUUUUAUGUUUAUUUACACAUAGUGUUUUUCAUUUUAGGUAUUUGAUAUUUUUCGUCAUGCAUAAAUAAUUCAAUGAACAAUUUACUUUGAUGUAAAAUAGAUGUAAGUUUUUUAAAUAUCAAUUAAAAAAAAAAACUUUUAAUCGAAUUAUUUAUUUGACUCGAAUUUAAUCAAUUGAAAUAUAAUAAAAUUUGAAUUUGGUGUGAACUAUGAAUUAGUUAUGUGUGAUUAUUCUUACAUUCCAAACGGGAAAGAAAUUGUAAUUAGAAGUACAAAAGAUAAAACGAUAUUUUUUAGAUAGAAUCUUUGAAGUGAUGUAUAAAGUCUGCGGAUAUAAAACAAACAGUAUUACAAAGGAAUUAGCACUAAAGUAACAAGAGACUUGUCAAUUUGUGUGUACGAAAAUAACUGUUGUUUUUACAAUUCUGCUAGCGAGUCGCCCGAAUCGCUGUACUGAUGAUAAUUGAAAUCCUUCAAUUCUCAAUGAAUAUUUUUAAUAAAAUUCAAUUUGAACCGCA